Molecule: messenger RNA, 2765 nt
Organism: Xenopus tropicalis (tropical clawed frog)
Lineage: Eukaryota; Metazoa; Chordata; Amphibia; Anura; Pipidae
Exons: 1
Coding region: 25-1617 (530 amino acids)
Source: RefSeq, a predicted model, not a curated record
CAUACUGUUUAACAGAUAGCAAUAAUGUUCUGCUGGUUAAAAAACAAGGUUAGAGGGGUAGAUGAUCAAACGAGCACCCUUCCCACGUGGGCUAGUUCCGGACCCUGGACCCACGUUGCUCGUGAGUUGGUUAAGUAUCAGCAACCUUUUCAAGUGACGAACCCCGGUCACCAGUUGCUGAAUUUGGAUUUGUCUCGGUAUUCCAAAAAAGAGCAGAAAGCUGCAGCACAAGUGGGUUGGUUGUGUUUUCAGGCGCUCAUGGAGGAGACAAUCAAAAGGGAGUCAGUUGAGCUUGAACUGCAGGCAGUUAAAGAUCAACUGGUUGUGUUAAGAGAAUGUUUUCGCUCCUCAGAAAAGUAUCGUGAGGAGAUGCAAACAGAGUUUUCAAAUUAUGUAGUAAAAACAGUAAAUAAACAGCACAGAAAGAAAGGGAGGAAAUCACCAGGAAAUGGUGCAAAAGUUAAAGUAAGGGCUCUUGUAAAUAAAGGAGACUGGGGGGAGUUAGCCCAAUUGUCAAGCGCAGACUCAGAUGAAGAGAUUGAGAUAGGAGAUGAUAUAGAAGAAGAAGAAUUAAGACCAAUUGUAACUACCAAACAAAGGAGAGAAGUCACACAAAGAGCAGGCACUGAUAAUAGAGAUCAGGAUUAUAGAGGAAGUGCAGAAGCAGCAGAACAGCAAUAUACAGAGGAAACUCGGUCAUAUACUGCAGGAGAAUUAACAGAAUUGGGUCAGAAAUUUGCCCAGAAAGGUGGUGAAACUAUUCUAGAAUGGGUUUUGAGAGUGUGGGAUUUGGGUGGGGAUGGUAUCAUGCUCACUAGCAGGGAGGCAAUAGGACUGGGGAGUAUUGCAAAAGACCCAAGGGUACGGCUUUAUCUCAGGAGAGCCCGUGAUACUACUGUGGCUUUUUCCCUGUUACAUUUGAUCAGGGAUUCAGUCCUACAAGUAUAUGAUACCCCCACUGAAAUGAUGGAUUCUACCUCAUGGCAUACUAUAGGGGAGGGGAUACAGAGGUUAAGGGAGUAUGGAUGUGUGAGUGGUUUGAUUGCUGAUCCAUUAGCUUCAGCACCCCCAAAUAAACCUACUGUAAAAGAGACAUGGUCAGGACCAGACAUGGCUCCCUUCACUGCACACAUGAAAAAUAAGCUGCUAGCAGGAUCUCCCACCCAUUUGAAAGCUCCAUUGUUCACAAUGUUAAGUGCUUUAGAUGCCAAGCAGGGUGUAAUACAUGAAGCUGCAACAUUGCUGGGACAGUUGGGAGAGUUAGAACGUAUAGGGGAAAAAGUAUCUAGACACCGUGUAAUUGCAGAAAGGGGUACAGAAAGAUUAAAAAUUAGUCGGAGACAGUUGUUUUUUGAUUUACUUCAAAGUGGAGUACCAAAGCCUGAAAUUGAUGGUAUGCCCACAGUUGAUUUGUUGAAACUCUGGAAACAACUAAAACACAAGGGGAGGCUGAAAUCAACCCAACCAAAAAAGGUGGCAACCAGUGAUAUAGAGGAUGUCCCUGUUACUCCUUCAGCUCCUCCUAAUAAAGGGAAAUUUAACCCAUACAGGGAAGUGGCUGAGGAAUUGGCAAGACAUAAGGAGAGGAGUUGGGAGGUGCCCAGUCCUAUAGAUUGACAGGAUGGCAGAUCCUCUGUGCCACUGGUAAAAAUUAACACAAUGAAACCAGGGGAUCAACGCCCAUAUAUAUCAGUGGCAAUAUAUUGGCAGGGACAGUCAAAACCACAAACGGUUACUGCACUUCUAGAUACAGGGGCUGAAGUAACUUUGUUUCAUGGAAAUCAAAAACGACAGAGUGCAGGAAUAGUAGCUAUAGAGGGAUUGGGAGGUCAACAUACACUGGCUCACAAGGUUCACUGCAGAUUACAGAUUGGAAAGGGUCCCAUUUUUAAAGCACGUGUGUUAAUAUCUGAGCUACCUGAUAACAUACUAGGAAUGGAUAUUUUAAGGGGCCAGACUAUCCAUACUGAUGCAGGCAUGUAUGUAUUUGGUACCUCAGUUCGUUCUUUUUCUGUUUCUGCAGUUAAACCAAUUUUAAGGGGACAUGCCAAGUGGACACCAGUGUACAUCCCUCCGCCCAAGCACCCUGUCAAUCUCAAGCAGUAUCGCAUACCCGGAGGCCACAAAGAAAUUACUGAAACAAUUCAAGCUUUGCUAGAGGUUGGAGUAUUUCGGCCAGCAGUAAGUCCAUUUAAUGCUCCAGUAAAGAAAAAGGAUGGAAGCUGGAGAAUGACUGUGGACUAUCGUGGGUUAAACAAAGCAGCUCCACCUCUUGCAGCUGCUGUUCCAGAUAUAGUAUCUAUUGUGGAGGACAUUGCACAAACUGCUGGAGAUUGGCAUGCAGUAUUGGAUUUAGCAAAUGCUUUCUUUUCCAUUCCUAUUGCUGAGGAAUCUCAAGAUCAGUUUGCAUUCACCUGGGAGGGAAAACAAUACACAUUAACUGUAGUACCACAGGGGUACAUGCAUUCUCCCACAUUAUGUCAUGGAUUGGUGGCUAGGGAUCUGGCCAUGCUGCCUAACAUGGACUGUAAGUUUUAUCACUACAUUGAUGAUGUUAUGAUCUCAGGCAGCUCAGAGGAACAAGUGAGAAAAGACUUACAAACAGUGGUGACAUAUAUGCAGAAAAGAGGGUGGGCUAUAAACCCAGAAAAAAUCCAAGGACCAGCAACUAGUGUCAGAUUUCUUGGAAUGAUCUGGGCUGGACCAGUCAAAUCUAUCCCACAGCCUGUGUUGGAUUCAAUUGCUGCCCUUAAACCACCAAAAAA